GUAGCGCAGUUGCACCAUGGUUAUUUUAUUCUGGUGAACAAUUCAACUUUAAGUUCCCGGGGAGUUUAAGUUGUUUAUCUGCUUAAAAAAUCCGUACACCGCCCACCUACACCUUCUCCAUAUAGCGGUAACGUUCUCCGGUGCUGCGUCAUGUCGGGGACGCAGCUGCUCAAACUGCUGGUCAGAGAGCGACUGGCGGCGGCUGCAGAGGAAAUCUUUGGACUGGUCGAGAAGACGAUAGCGGAGUGUCAUGGUGAAGUUGUCCGCUCCAAGAGAGAAGUCAUCCAGCUGAAGCAACAGCUCGAGCAGCUGACUGUGUUAAAACCUGGAGUAGUGUUAGUCAGAGCAGAUGCCCAGUCCGUCUCUGGGAAGGUACCUGCUUCAUUGCAGCAAUAUAACAUUAAGAUGGAACGGAUGCCUGUUGGGGAGCAAAAGGAGAUCCAAGAGCGCCCACAGGUCAAAGAGGAGCAGGUGGAUCAGUGUAUCAGUCAGAACAUGGAAGUUAACACUUCCAACGGUGCUGAAGCCAAGAGAGAAAUGAACAAGCUGAAACUUCAGAUGGAGCAGCAGACUGUUUUAGAAGAUGGAGUAACACCAAUCAGACCAGAACCUCCUCUGCACAGACAUGGACUGCCUUAUGAUCGACCCCUUUCAGCCUGUCCUGAGAAAGACAACAAACUGCUGACUAUGAUGAGCGGGCUGACUCACCAGUUGACUCAGUUUGCUGCUGAGGUGAAACCACAACUGACUGCAGUGACCACCAGAUUGCUAUCCAUGGAGGAGAGGAUGGCUGCUGUAGAGGCGAGUGUAAACUGGGGCCCCAGUGUGGAGGAAUCAAAGAGGAAAAGACGGGCACAGCAUUCCAAAAUUGUGGAAAUAGUGCGUCGUUAUCACAACUCCCCAGCAAACUGCAAGCACUACAAACCAGAGCAAGGAAUCAACUCACCUCACAACGAGGGAGUCACUUCGUAUUUGGUCAAAGGUGUCGCUGCAUGUCCGGAUUUGUACAACGUUGAUAAUGGCGUCGUUCUGUAUGCAUGUAGGACCUACUAUGAGUCAAUAUGCAGGAACAUACGGUUCAGCUACCAGCCCAACCUUGCAGCUCAGGCUGCAGUCAUGAAGACUUCAGCCCUGAGUCGACAGAGAAGGAAGAGGCUGCUGGAAUCCAGGCAGAAAGUACUAGCACCAGAUGAAAUGGACUUCUGGAGGGGCAUCACGAUGGAUAUGAUGUCCGAUGAGGAGGACGGCUACUCUGAGGGCGUGCCUGGGUGGAUUGUGCGGCCUCCAUCCUUUCGCAGCCAGGAGCUCACAGACUUGUGUGCCAGACUUCAGAAAAGACUGGAAGCCUGUCCGGAGUACACAGCUUCACAUCCCAGACGUCUGCGCAUCGGCCCUCCUUCGGAGAGAAUGCCACUGAACUCAUAUGACUCAGAGGCAGCCAAAAGACAUUUCAAGGCUCAUCUGAUGCCCCAGGCUCUGCUGUAGGAUAACACUCAGUAUUCUUGUGUUUUUUGAUAAAAUUACCAUUAAUCAACA
This is a messenger RNA of Epinephelus fuscoguttatus (brown-marbled grouper), 1536 nucleotides long. RefSeq lists its product as uncharacterized. Bases 151 to 1485 code for a protein of 444 amino acids. Lineage: Eukaryota; Metazoa; Chordata; Actinopteri; Perciformes; Serranidae. The record is from RefSeq and is a predicted model, not a curated record. The transcript is spliced from 7 exons.